Agelaius phoeniceus (red-winged blackbird) is the source of this 4192-nucleotide messenger RNA. It is a transcript of the gene KRIT1, whose product is annotated as KRIT1 ankyrin repeat containing. The record is from RefSeq and is a predicted model, not a curated record. Gene Ontology annotation, molecular function: protein binding. NCBI's taxonomy places the organism in Eukaryota, Metazoa, Chordata, Aves, Passeriformes, Icteridae. Gene Ontology annotation, cellular component: plasma membrane; cytoskeleton. Gene Ontology annotation, biological process: cell redox homeostasis; regulation of establishment of cell polarity; negative regulation of angiogenesis.
GGAAAAAUACUGGACUAAGGGCAUAGGAAUCUGAAGACCUCUAUUUCUUCUAGAAGAGGUGGAGAAGCUAGAAACACUAAAAUUUAAAAUAUGUGGAGGAAUUAAUCUGCAAAAGGCAUGUGCUUACUGAUGCUAUGGAAUGAAAGAGUGUUCAUUUGCAGAUGAAGAAAAUGAUCAGGUGGAAAUGGUCAGACAUAACCUUCUUUCUGGAAGUUGAUAUGUGAUUUUGCUUUACGAGGUUUUCCAUAUAAUUUCCAUACAAUUUUGUGAUUUUAGGAAUUGUCACCUUGGUUUAACAGAAGGUGGUAAAGUAAGAAGGAGAGAUGGGAAACCCAGAAAACAUUGGAGAUGCAUACGUUGCUGUGAUUCGUCCAAAAAAUACUGCUAGCCUCAAUUCUCGGGAAUAUCGAGCUAAAUCCUAUGAAAUUUUGCUGCUUGAAGUUCCCAUUGAAGGCCAAAAGAAAAAAAGAAAGAAAGUUUUGCUAGAAACUAAACUUCAAGGAGGCACUGAGAUAACCCAGAGCAUCUUGGAUUAUGUAUUAGAAGCCACCAAACCAAUUUCACCAGCCAAUCAGGGUAUUAAAGGAAAGCGUGUGGUGUUAAUGAAGAAGUUUCCUCUAGAUGGAGAGAAAGCAGGCCAGGAGGCAUCUCUUUACAUUGUUCCAACUGUUGUGAAAGAUAAUACGAAAUAUACAUACAGUCCUGGAUGCCCUGUGUUCUACUGUUUACAAGACAUCAUGAGAGUCUGCAGUGAAUCCAGCACACACUUUGCUACACUUACUGCAAAAAUGUUAAUUGCCUUGGAUAAGUGGUUGGAUGAACGGCACACCCAGUCUCAUUCCAUCCCAGCUUUAUUCAGACCAUCUCCUCUUGAAAGAAUUAAAACAAAUGUAAUAAACCCUGCGUAUGCUAUAGAACCUGGUCAAACAGAGAGCUCAUUGCACAUGGGUUAUACUGCCCUGGAAAUAAAGAGUAAAAUGCUGGCAUUGGAGAAAGCAGAUAUGUGUAUCUAUAAUCCUUUGUUUGGAUCUGACCUUCAGUAUACCAAUAGGGUUGACAAGGUGGUAAUAAAUCCAUACUUUGGCCUUGGAGCCCCAGACUAUUCAAAGAUUCAGAUUCCUAAAAGAGAAAAGUGGCAACGUAGCAUGAGCAGUGUCACAGAGGACAAGGAACACCAGUGGGUAGAUGAUUUCCCUCUUCACCGCAGUGCUUGUGAAGGAGACUCUGAUUUACUAAGCCACCUUCUGGAUAAAAAGUUUUCUGUUAAUCAGUUGGAUAGUGACCACUGGGCACCAAUCCAUUACGCAUGCUGGUAUGGAAAAGUUGAAGCCACUCGAAUGCUGUUGGAGAAAGGGAAAUGCAAUCCAAAUCUUUUGAAUGGUCAACUGAGCUCUCCUCUUCAUUUUGCUGCUGGAGGUGGGCAUGCUGAAAUAGUACAAAUUCUACUCAAUCAUCCCGAAAUUGACAGACACAUCACUGAUCAACAAGGAAGAUCUCCACUGAAAGUCUGUGAAGAGAACAAACAAAAUGAAUGGGAAGAAGCUGCAAAACUACUGAAGGAAGCCAUAAAUAAACCUUAUGAGAAGGCACGGAUUUAUCGUAUGGAUGGCUCCUAUCGCUCUGUGGAGCUGAAGCACGGAAACAACACAACUGUCCAGCAGAUAAUGGAGGGCAUGCGCCUGUCUCAAGAAACUCAGCAGUAUUUCACUAUCUGGAUCUGUUCUGAGAACCUCAGUCUCCAGCUGAAGCCAUAUCACAAGCCUUUACAGCAUAUUCGAGACUGGCCUGAAAUAUUCACUGAACUGACAAACUUGGAUCCUCAAAGGGAAACUUCACAGCUUUUCCUGAGAAGGGAUGUGAGACUUCCACUGGAAAUAGAAAAAAAGAUUGAGGACCCCUUGGCAAUUCUUAUACUUUUUGAUGAGGCCAGAUAUAAUUUACUGAAAGGUUUUUAUACAUCACCUGAUGCAAAGCUGAUUACACUGGCAAGUCUGCUUCUCCAAAUAGUCUAUGGAAAUUAUGAGAGCAAGAAACAUAAACAGGGCUUUCUAAAUGAAGAAAAUCUUAAAUCUAUUGUACCAAUAACUAAACUAAAAAGCAAAGCUCCUCAUUGGACAAACAGGAUACUUCAUGAAUACAAGAAUCUCAGCACCAGUGAAGGUGUCAGUAAGGAGAUGCAUCACCUUCAGCGCAUGUUCUUGCAGAAUUGCUGGGAAAUUCCUACUUACGGAGCAGCUUUUUUCACAGGACAGAUAUUCACCAAAGCAAGUUCAAGUAGCCAUAAAGUCAUCAAAGUGUACGUAGGAGUAAACGUAAAAGGGCUGCACCUCCUCAACAUGGAAACAAAGGCUUUACUCCUCAGCCUAAAGUACGGUUGCUUUAUGUGGCAGUUGGGAGAUGGAGAUACGUGUUUUCAAAUCCACAGUCUGGAAAACAAAAUGAGCUUUAUUGUACAUACCAAACAGGCAGGACUCGUUGUAAAACUCCUGAUGAAAUUAAAUGGCCAGCUAAUGCCAACUGAAAGAAAUGAGUGAUGGAAAUGAACAAGAGUUACGAGAUGGCAUCCAAUGGCUGAGCAAAAAACAACUUGUUCCUCCUCGUAACAGGACUUCCAUGUAUAUGAAUUUUACACAAUAGAAAAGUCAAUUUGUACAGUUUUUUAACUUUGUACAGAAGCUGCAUGGUUUAUUUUUUUAAAAAAACUAUACAACAUAUCUAUUAUUUUUAUAAGUAUUUUUGUGUUUCAUAUAUUAACUAUUGUAGGGCUUGAGCUUAACCAAUAAAGCUGAUGAAAUCUAAAUGGUUUACCAAGUUUGACGAGCAUGAAUCCAGUAAAGCUGUUGUUCCCAGAGAAAUAUGGGACUACCAGUGCCAUUAAGCAAGUCUCAGUUAACCUAUUUACCUUUCGUGUCAUUGCGUGGAAUGUCAAGGAGGUGGUAUAUGUUGCAGUAUUUUGUAGACACCCUCUAUUUUUAAGAUACUAUUGAUAAAUAUGCUUAAAAGACCAGUUAGACCUUUGAGCAACUACUUUUGAUAAACUCUUGUUUUUUAUUUGGUUUCUGACAAACAUUUUAGCUCACGUUAUUUUUACUCUUAACUUUCUCAUACUUUGUAUUCAUAUUUAUUCUAAAAUACUGCAUGAGGAUGCCAAAAGGGAAAUACUUUAAAUCAUUCAGAAGCCAUAUUGAAUGUUUAGCAUGCAUGUUUUGUAAAAUGGAUUUUUACUUUUGCUGUGCAAUAUAAAAUGUAUGUAUGGAGGAGAGGGAGACAGGGAUUUACAGAUGAACCUUACUCAGAGGACUUCAGAAAGUUUUAUAAAUCGUACCCUGGAUUGCAACACAUAUGCAGUAACAAAAGCUCAUACAGGAGGUACUAAGUUAUUUCUCUUAAAUUAAUUUUCUCACUAAUUAAUUCAGUUUCUUCAGGCUAAAAGCAGUGCAGGAUGCAGGAAUGAAGAUGACAAGGAAGAAACUGUUUGUAAGCAUUCUGCCUGCUCUUUGUAGAGUCAGGGUUGGGCCCCCACAAGUUGGGUCCCAAGUGUAAGGUGGGAUUCUAUGCAGUCUCAAACAUAUCCUUGUACAUUAAAAUAGAAUCUGUAACACAAAUCUUUGAAGUUUCUGGUUGUAUUUCAGGGUUAUAAGUGCACUUGACUAUUUCUUCCGUGUAAACUGCAUGCUAAAAACAGUGUGCAAUAUUUUGUAAAGAAAAGCUUUUAUAAAAAAUAAAAAUUAGCACUUGCCUCUAAGUUUUCAAAUAAAAGCUAAAAUGAAUGUGAAGAACUGUGCUGUUGUAUAGAAACUUUACUCAUACCUUACUAGUAACUGCAGUUUAAGAAAUUAAAGUAGUAAGCUGUUAAAAACAUGAACAGGAGACUUGUAUUUUGUAUUCUUCUUAGCAAGCUGUACUUUUCUACUUAAACUCCACAGACCUAAAUUUUCAUGGAUUGUUAUGCUGUAUUUAAGGUAAAUAAUGCAACAGUCAGGUCCUUCAUCGUGCAUCCCUGCUAUCACUUGGCACUGGUAUCAGAAAUACAUUUCUCUACAUAGCACUUUUCUAAGAAAACUAGAGGAAGAUGUUAGGAAGGUGUGUCAGUUGCCUAUAUAACUAUAUUAUCAAUAUGCCUUACUGCUGUAUAGUCCUUUCUGCUAAAUUCUUAUUUAUUACUACCUAAUAAAUUGUUUGCAACAAGUCA